AUGGAAAUUGCUUUUAGUUUGCGGCGUAACAAGCUAAGGGUAUUGCUUGUAACGCAUUUUCUAGAAAGCACGUGGAACGAAAUUGCAUGGAAGCCACAGUACACCGCAGGUGAACAGUGGCUUCAGGUGGACUUGAACCAAGUUAAGAAGAUCAAGGCAAUAGCUACACAAGGUCUAUCACAUGAUGGCACGUCAUCAUACUGCCAGUCAUACACUGUGAGCUACAGCAAGAGUGGGGCUAUAUGGCAAGAGUACAAAGAAAAUGACGCAAUCAAGAUGUUUACAGGAAACGCAGACGCCACCAGUGUAGUAAAACACUCCAUCGCUACAUCUUUCGACGCUCGAUUUGUUCGCUUUUACGUCAAGUCUUGGUAUAAUGAGCCGGCGCUUAAAGUAGAGGUUUAUGGCAACCCUACCGCUACGAAUUACAUUGGUUGUUUCUCGGGAGGCACGUUCGACCCGUGUGGAGACUAUGCUUCAGAUUCUUUGACCCCCGAGAUCUGCACGACCUGUUGUGGCCGCGCUGGUUACCAGUACUCCGCCCUGAAGAAAGGUGAGCAGUGUUGGUGUUCUGACGCGGUAGCCGUGAACAGCGAAGUCGGAGACCCAUGGUGCGACGAACCAUGCACAGGAAACAUAGUGCUACGUUGUGGCGGACUAGAAGCUUACAGCGUAUACGCAGCUUUGGGAACGUAUAAUUUUUCUUUCGAAUUAACUAUGCCAACGAACAUUUCCGUGUAUGAGAGAUUAACUGCCGAGAUUUCCAGCUACCCAGGCGCUUUAAACACGCUCGACUUUGGCGAGGACGCUGUAUUCACCACAGGGAACACGUCGGUGUCGUAUCUUUAUCACUCAGACGGACAACAUAUUGUGUAUGGUCAUGCCUUGUUAGGAGAAUACGGUGAAGCGCAAGUGAAGUCAGCUUUAUUGGCUGUGGAUGUAUAUUCUCCUGUGGAGCAUUUUGAGCUUAAUUGUCCACCAGCCGUGGAAGCAAAUCAAGAAUUCUGCUGUCCUGUCUCGGUGUACCAAGGAUCGAACAUGUACCUGGAAGCGAAAUUCACCGGUGGCAGUGAGAUGUCGACACCUCUGGACGACGCUCGUUCUUUCCUUGUUGGGGAGCUGUUCUCGAUUCCAGCCGUAAGUGUGCCGAGUCAAAGCACCAACAAAACAGUGCUGAUCCCCAGUUCUAGGUUCGAGGAUGAUGGCAAGCUUAUGGGCUGGAGACUUUGUUCUGUUACUAGUGGGUUUGUCACCCUCCAGGUAUGCUCAGUCACACUUGAACUGUAAGGUAGACUUUCGCCUUUCGUAAUUGAUGCAAUACAGUAAUCAAGAGAGACAGUGCUUCAUAACAAUUUGAAA
This is a messenger RNA of Orbicella faveolata, 1359 nucleotides long. RefSeq lists its product as uncharacterized. Gene Ontology annotation, molecular function: calcium channel activity; calcium ion binding; protein binding. Gene Ontology annotation, cellular component: membrane. NCBI's taxonomy places the organism in Eukaryota, Metazoa, Cnidaria, Anthozoa, Scleractinia, Merulinidae. The record is from RefSeq and is a predicted model, not a curated record. Gene Ontology annotation, biological process: detection of mechanical stimulus.